AUGAUAUCUAUCAAAGAUACGAUAUCACGAAUAGGCCGAACGUUGAAACACGUGGAAUCAUUCAAAAAGGGUCAACAACCGACCUCAUCAUCUAUUAGCAAGGUUUCGAGAAAUUCAUUAACUGAUCCCGCUGGAAGAGAAGCAAAGGUAACUUUCGAAGAAGAUAAGAACUUCAAACCGGAAGAUCUCGCGAAGUUUAAGCCAGUGUAUACCAGUUUCCAACAAAAAAUAUUCAGUGAUUUCUUGCGUCCAUUAAAUAUAGCCAAUCUUAAAUCUCAUAGUGUGAGAACAGAGAAAUAUGAGAGUGCAACUGCUACUAAAAAUUGGCUUAAGAAUAAAUCACAGAGUCCAAGAGAUAGAUUGGAUGUUUAUAUAAGAGACCGAUAUCUAUACGGCAAAAUGUUGAAGUUUUUAAUUGAAAUUACCCCAAGCAAUUUGAAGAAUGUAGAUUAUAAAAAUACGUAUUAUUUGGAGUAUAUACUAAACCAACAAGAACAACCGACCAAUAUCAAAGAUGGUGCUGCAAUUCAAUUUGGAGAGAUACCACCAUUGCCAUCUCCAUUAACUGAAGAACUGUUUCGCCAAUGGAUUUAUAAAUUAACUCAUAACACCUACCACUACAAAAAUUCAUCAUCAUUACUGUCUGGAAUCAUACCGUCAAUAUUAUUAUAUACCCAUAAAAUCACAAAUGAAGAAUUUAAACCUUAUAGAUCGGCAGAUACUUAUAACUACCUUAUCAAUUAUUUUGGGUUUCUUAAACAUCAAAGCUUAUUUGCUAAGGAAUUAGUUUUGGUGCUUCGAGAAGACGGGCACCUGUUAAAUAUAGACACCAUAAAUACAUUAUUGAAGGUCUGCAAAGUGCAGACGCAAAUACGAGCAGUGUCUAAUCCAUUUGCUAGAAUAUUAAAUUUUUUACAAAUUGCCGACAGGUCACAUAUCGAUAUAAAUUUGGAAACAUAUAGUAGAAUCUAUGAUUGUAUUCAAAAUGUUCAUUUGAAGGAGGAAUUUUUGAGAACCAUGCAAGAAAAUGGUGUCCCAAUACCAAAAGGCAUGACAGUUAGGAUUUUGGACGAUUUUAUGAAAACAACCGAAGAUACAAACGAACUAAUAUAUUUCAUUGAGCAUGAUUUAGGACAUGCUAACUGGAAGCAGGAUUUCAGAAUGGUAUCUAAAGUCAUUUAUCAUAAGUGGUUGCAUAUAACUAAUGAAAGUGAUUGUAAAGGGGUUGACUUAAAUCAAGAUGAGUAUAAUUUGAAGAGUUUACUUGAGGGGUUAUAUAGAAACCAAAAGAUUGAACAUAAAUCAUAUAUCAUGCUUCAAUUCUAUGUGAAUUUUGUUGAAGAGUACCCAGAUUGCGAUAUGGCAAAAAUUCCAUAUAUAUAUAAAUUAUUGGUCAAUCAAUUAUUGAAAGAAGUUAAGAAUAUUCCACAGCUUUCGUUCUUAACUAGAUGCCUCUUUUCUGAGGCGACAUCUAAACUAGGACUAUCGAUUGAUUUUGUCAAAUAUUCCAAUAAUAAAACUACAUUACCAGAAAAUUAUAGGGUCUUGCAAAGAAUCAUGGGAUGGGAUGUUGUUCAGCUUGAAGCGAAGAUCGAAUAUCUUAGACAAUUUCAAGACUUAAAACGUUUGUGGGAACCGUUAACAAUUGAAGAACGAGAAAAAUGGAAUGAAAUUAAGUAUCAUAUAGGACAUGAUUACUUAACCCUCAAGCCUACAGAAAGUAAAAUCCAGGCGAUUUUCCUGACAGAAUCAAACACUGCGGGGAUCCCAGAAGAUGAACUUUCUAGAAUCUUAAAGCAUCGAGGCUCAAGGAUGACUAGCAAUAGGAAUAGAGAUAGGGUGUUUAAGGCAUAUGAAGGAAUUGAUGAACACACCAAGAGAGUAAUGAUCGAACGUGGUAUAAUAAAAUCAGGAAAACUAGAAGUGUAA
This is a messenger RNA of Hemisphaericaspora subhashii, 1929 nucleotides long. RefSeq lists its product as uncharacterized. Bases 1 to 1929 code for a protein of 642 amino acids. The record is from RefSeq and is a predicted model, not a curated record. NCBI's taxonomy places the organism in Eukaryota, Fungi, Ascomycota, Pichiomycetes, Serinales, Debaryomycetaceae. The transcript has a single exon.